ACGUGGUGUGUCACUGCAACUCGCAUUGUCUCCACCAACAGCGGCGUGCCAUUCUCACUUCGCGGUCUGCUUCAACACAAUUCUCAUUUCAGGCUAUGCACACAAUUGUCAGUGACCAGGAUGAAAUCGGACAAGCUUGUGCGCAGAGUCGUCUGAACCGUCCGUAAAAUAUCAGAAUGUCCCACAAUCGGGACCCGAACUCUACCCCAGAUGGGUUUAGGGUCCUGAACACGAGUGAGCUGCGAGAGCUUUUAAAAGAUGAAGAAAAAAUGGACCAGAUCGUCAGACUCAGUGAAAAGUUCCAGGAUCUGCAGGUGGACAGGGAGACCCUUCUGACCUCUAACCGGAGCCUGGCCGAGGAGAGCCUUGCCCGACGGCCGCGCCUGCAGAACGGGAAGCUGCAGCUGGCCGAGAAGUACAAGGAGCUGGAGAGGCUGAACGCAGCCUGCAGGGAGAAGCAGAGCCAGCUCGAAGCCAACACUGAGAAGCAUAGCCCCCAGACUGCCCAGAACCUUCUCCAGGAAGAGGUCGCCCGUGCGGAGGAGGAAUCGGAGGAUCUCCUGGAGAGGUUCAUGGAAGGCCAGGUUCCCCUGGAGGGCUUUCUGGAGUCCUUCCAGACCUCCAGGAGGGUGUACCACAUCCGCCGUGCUCAGGCCGAGAAGAUCCAGGAGUUCAACAGGCCCGAGCGCAACCUCCUCAGGAAGCACAAAAAAGCAGAGGAGGAGAAGAAAGCAGAGCAGCAGGAGGCACGCCCAAAUGGUUUCGUCGCCCAGGGGCCUCCCCGCGUCUUCCAGCUCCGCUACGGCCUAACCCCCGCCAUCAUCCUGCCACACUACCCCCACCCCUCCGCCCCCGCUCCCCCCCACGGAGCCAGCCUACCUCCCCUGGACCCCCACAUGGGCCAGGCCCACGCUUUGGGGCCUAGUGCUCCGCUCUCUGGCCCCGGCCAGCCGGUGGGCCUCAGAGUGAUCGGACAGCUUCCUGGGUGGCCGACCAGGCCCAUGCGAUUACAGCAACUCUACAGGCCAAACCACCACCAGCCGGAGCCUCCAUUUCGAUAAUGCUACUGCCUCGCUUCUUUGGGACUUGGAACAAAUGAGGCCUGCUACAUGUCGCAGAGUUCACACAGAACACACACUGCCCGUGGCCUUUUCAUUUUGGUCAUCCCAACUGCCCAUAAGGCAUAUUAACAUUCUCAAAAGGGAGUUCAACAGAAGCCAUAAAGUCCCACAAAUGUAGCUACAAACGUGCCAGUCAAGAGGGAACAAGGGACAUAAUUCUUGUUGUUGUUUUAUUUUCCUGGAAAGGACUGGUGGUGGCAGCUAGGCUAUACCAGGCCCAAAGUGGCACCACAGAGGCUAAUGGAGAUCACACAGGCCAGCUGGGAUCUGUAGUUCCACACAGAGGGUCCCCUGUCUGUUGAUGUGUCUGAAAGCAGCGGGGUUUUAUAAAUGGCUCAUUUGUUUUGUUUUUGGUGUCGAUUAAUUAAUAAAGUCCAAAUCAUGGUGUUUAUCAUGAACCCAAAAA
Messenger RNA from Conger conger (European conger), 1527 nucleotides. It is a transcript of the gene vps37d, whose product is annotated as VPS37D subunit of ESCRT-I. NCBI's taxonomy places the organism in Eukaryota, Metazoa, Chordata, Actinopteri, Anguilliformes, Congridae. The coding region runs from base 177 to 1061 and encodes 294 amino acids. Gene Ontology annotation, cellular component: ESCRT I complex. The record is from RefSeq and is a predicted model, not a curated record. The transcript is spliced from 4 exons. Gene Ontology annotation, biological process: protein targeting to vacuole; ubiquitin-dependent protein catabolic process via the multivesicular body sorting pathway; protein targeting to membrane.